This is a messenger RNA of Astyanax mexicanus (Mexican tetra), 4346 nucleotides long. Its product is annotated as DEP domain containing MTOR interacting protein. The record is from RefSeq and is a predicted model, not a curated record. Lineage: Eukaryota; Metazoa; Chordata; Actinopteri; Characiformes; Acestrorhamphidae. The transcript has 5 exons. Bases 122 to 547 code for a protein of 141 amino acids. Gene Ontology annotation, molecular function: protein binding.
CACACACACACACACACACACACACACACCCAUACACCUGACACAGAUCUACCCAUACACAACCUUCAGACAUCUCCGAAACACCACAUUUGUGAUUUGAUGUAACUGGACUGACAGCACAAUGGGACCCCGCACGGCAGCUGGGCCAUCCAAACAGGAGAAGCUGGUGUCUGGGGGACGUCACGGUAGCAAAAGUGACAGUGACCAAGACGAUUCUCCUGUGCUUAAUAACCCAAAAUCAGUGGUGAAAAAACAGGUGAGUCCCGAGGAGCUUCAGAAACCUGGAGGGAAGUACAUGAAGAGGAUGUUCACGAUUGUGGGCGAUGCCGUCGGCUGGGGGUUUGUCGUGAGAGGGUCUAGUCCAUGUCAUAUUCAAGCUGUUGAUCCCAGCGGACCUGCAGCUGCUGUUGGAAUGAAGGUGUGUCAGUUCAUAGUGUCUGUAAACGGAGUGAACGUGUUGGAGAUGGACUAUCGGACAGUCAGUCACCUCAUCCUCACCGGUCCUCGCACUGUAGUGAUGGAGGUGAUGGAGCCCGUCGACUGCUGAUGAUACCGCUGAAGGAGUGACUCUGAAGACCACUGUAAGCUAUUCUGAUUAAAGGGUUCUAGACUGAACUUCCGCAUUCACAUCCCGUAAGUCCAGGUGAUGCGCUAGGAUCAUCUAGACUUACUGGAGGAUACUGUCUGCAGGAUUUGCUCAGCAGGCCUGAUACAGAAAGUUCUGGACGUGCAGACCAGUGUCGGAAUCGCUCACCGUAACAAUCAUAAUUAGCAGAAAGGGCAGAACUCAAUAUGCACAGCAGCAGCUGCAGCUGUAGCCCAGAAUCACAAUGAUACCAGUCAUACUUUUUACAGAGAGACUGUGAGCAUCUGUAAUUAGAUUAGAAAGUUUCAAAAAUAAUGCUCUUAUUUGAUGAGCAGGGGUGCAAAAAAAAAAUACAAGUACAAAGAAGCUACUUCACAAUAUGGGGCAUGUAUAUUCUAAAUGGGGUGUGGUUCAAAACUGAAAACAUUAAUGGAGGCAAUAAAUACAAAAAAUACGUUUCAUUAAAGUGGCAGUACAUAUUAUUUUGUUUCUAAACUGAAAGCAGAAGCAACUUCUGAGUCGAAAAGGGAUAAAAUAUUGUGUGUCGCUUUUCGCGGGAGUUCUUCUGGCCACGUCACACGUCUUUACGUACUUACAUCACACGUACAGCCUCUAAAAGAGGAUCCGGCUCAGUUUUACUGGAUACAAGCGGCUGGUGGAGCAAUGGAGACUUCAGAAGAGGAAACUCAGCUCAGUAGCUCAUUCACUCAUAGUAAAACCAAAUAAACGAAGGAGUGAAGUUUCUGACUGAGCGUGCUCUCUUUCUCUUUGACUGAACAUAACCUGGAAUUGUAUUCAUCCGCUCUAAAAGGAGACCGCAUCACACCCGCCCAGUUUAAAAUGAUUAUUCCGUAUGCUCGGUGUAAGUACCCAUUCUCACCAGAGAGGGCACUAAGUCCUCUAAAUCACAAAACUUACGACCGGCAAAUUUCAAUUGAAUUGAAAUACGUUUUUUUUAUUAUUAUUUGUACCAUCACUGACAACAAUUUACUUUGUCCUGUAACAUGAAAUACAGUUUACAGUAGGCACCUAUAGGGCACCAAAUUAUAUUUAAUCCCCUGGUGGGAACUUCUCCUUUAGAGGGGCAUCUAACAGGGCACUUUAGAAAACCCUAUACUGCACUGCAUGUCAUUUUCUCUAUAGAGAAGGAUGCGCUUUGGACACGGUUGAGUUAAGGGUGAAAUAGAAGGCACUUAAUGGCACCAUUUGCUAUGUGAAAAACAGAAAGAAACACAUAGAAGGCAACUUAUUAAAACACAUUAUCACAUCUUAAUUUAAAUCCAUCUUAGUGGGCGCUCCACUUUUUCCCUACAUAAAGAGCAGUCAGUAGAGCACUUUGACUCUUUUUGUACCACUAUAGAGGGCACUUAAAGGCAUAGGGAGGGCCUUUUUAGCAAUUUAUAGCGCAACGCUCAAUUGCGGAUUAUGCAGCUAUAUUUUAAAGGCAUGUAUUCAUUCUCUUAAUUAAUCAUGGUUGACCAAUCAAGAGCUGAGUCAGCACCGAGCUCUCAAAACCCAAGAAAAACAGCAAAACAACAGUAAUCUGCCCUUUAAUCCGGCAUAUAAAUGGCUUUUAAAAGGUAAAUUAGAGCGUUUUUCUGAGAUUAAAAACGUGAAUUCAGCUGUAACUGGAAAUAUCUGCGUUGCAAAACUGUGCUGGACUGAGGAGCACAGCUUUCGACACAUGCUCACGUUUACAAGCACGUGCCCAGCCAUGUGGAUGGAGGCCAUGCCUCAUGUUACCUCGUGUUUACUCCUGCUCGCCCUCCUUCUUGCGCUUCUCAGGCAGCAGCAGCCUGUCACUCACACAGACACAGAGACAGCGCUGAGUACCUACUUCUUGUGUCAAGAAUUAAAACAUUGUAGACUGUUGAUGGGGUGUUAAAUAGAAAUGAGCAUCACAACGUGCCUUGUGCAGUGUGUACAGUAGAGCCCAAAUUGACAUUAGGGUAGGGGUCAAAAUUGGUAAAAUGGUCAAAACAGUGAUGAAGAUACUAAAAGAAACAUUGAUCACUUUAUUAUUUGCUCAUGUAGACAACGAAAGAAGGGCAAUCCUGCAUAUUAUCCAUAACAAUAUCUCCUGAUAUCACUAAUAAUCUAAUUGUAUUAUAUUAAACCAUAUAAAAUAGGCAGAAAUCAGUUACGUUAUCACACCAGUUUACAGUCAUUUAAGGGUAAGUGGUUAUUUUGCUGUCUAUCUAUGCACAAUCUAGGGCCAGCACAGUGUCAGCAGUGGGGGAUAAAGGAAUUUGGGAAAACUCCUUGAAGGCAUAACCAGGAAUUCACUCUCAGUACUGAGACUCGAACCUUCGACCCUCCAGUUCUUAAUCUUAUAUCUCAGUUUAUCAUUCAGCUACUGGCUGCACCAGUUGUCAGACUUAAUCGAAUUCAUUAGUUAUCUAAGACAUGCCGUGACUGGGGAAUAUAGGUACAACAGAUUAUAGUGCUGAUUAUUCUGUAUCUACUGUAACUGUAGAUUAGCCCUAAGAGAUCACUUCAGUUUUUGAAUCAGUUUCUCUGAUUUUGCUAUUUAUAGGUUUAUGUUUGAGUAAAAUUAACAUUGUUGUUUUAUUCUAUAAACUACAGACAACAUUUCUUUCAAAUUCUAAAUAAAAUCUUGUCAUUUAGAGCAUUUAUUUGCAGAAAAUGAGAAAUGGCUAAAAUAACAAAAAAAGAGGCAGAGCUUUCAGACCUCAAAUAAUGCAAAGAAAAAAAAAACAAGUUCAUAGAUAUAAAGUUUUAAGAAUUCAGAUUCUUAUUUGGUGGAAUAACCCUGGUUUUUAAUCACAGUUUUCGUGCAUCUUGGCAAGCUCUCCUCCACCAGUCUUACACACUGCUUUUGGAUAACUUUAUGCCUUUACUCCUGGUGCAAGAAAAUUGGUCAAAUCAAAGAAACUCAUCAUUUUUGAGAGGUCUCUUAUUUAACAAGGAAUUGCCUCUCAGUACUGGGACUCGAACCCUCGACCUUCCAGUUACUUCUUAUCUUAUAUCUCAGCUUAUCAGCACUGAUAUCACUGCUGAUACUGGCCACUCUGAUCCAUUAGUAAUCUGGAGCAUGCCUGGACUGAGCAAACGCCCUGAGAUAAGAACACCACCGUACAAAAUGGAAAAUGCAAACUAUUUUUAAGAGUUAAUAUUUUUUAUUUAAUUAUGUGAGGUGGAUCUGUUAUAAUUCCUGUUUAUAUUAAGUUUUCUAUUAUUAAAAAAAGCUUAUGUGAGUCCGGGCCCUGGUCUGCAUGCCCUUUACCAAAGACUCUCUGUUACGUUUUCUCUUUUUAGUUGAUUUUAGUUUUAGUUUUUAUUUUUAGGCUAAAUUAGAUUUUUCAGUUUAAUAAUGACGAUUUUUAACCAUUAAUUAAUUAAUUAAUUUAACACUGUAAUAAAACGCAAUACCAAGAAAAGACAUUUUAUAAAUCUGUAUGUAAUUAUAAUUCUGAAAUGUGCUCAUAGGCUUUAGUAUUAAAUCAUAUACUGUAUGGUUUGAUGUGUUUUUGUGUUGACAUAUUGCACUUGUUUGUGUCUGUGUUGUUUUUAAUGUACAGAAAUGUGAUUGAUAAGCUUUUAGUGAAUCCUAUCUAAUGAAUUCUCUACAGGAAGAUCACAUGUGUAUGACCCAAUUAAAAAAUUAAUCUGAUUCUUUAAAAUAUUGCUGUAUGUGUGAUAUAAUCUAUAACAUAAGUGUAAUAAUUAUAAGAUAAUGUAACAAACUGAAUGCUUGACUGUGUAUGUAUGCACUUAGAAUAAAUGUAUUUUAAAAUAA